AUGGAUUGUGUGGCUGGAACAAGUUGGUCAUGGGUGAUUAAAAACAUCAUGAAGCAAAGAGAACUAGUCAUGCAACACCAAAUUGCUUGGAAGAACCUCCUGAGCAGGCCCAGGUUUAAGAUGAGUAACAUGUAUGCUGCUUUGAUAAAAGAUAACCUGAAUGUGGACUGGCGAGGAAUUCUGAAAUGGAACAAUGUUAGGCCUAGAGCACUCAUCACAUUAUGGCUGCUAUGUCAUGGAAAGCUGGCAACUAAGGAUAGGAUGAGAAGAUUCAGAUUGAUUACUGAAAGUAUCUGCAACAUGUGUAAAGAGGUUGAUGAAUCAAUAAAUCAUGUUUUCUUUGAAUUAAGGGAUACCAACAGAAUCUGGAAAGCUACCCUUGAAUGGAUGCACAUUGACAGGGAACCUAAAGGCUGGAAUGCAGAGUUCAAGUGGAUAGAUGAGAACACAAAGAAAAAAGGAUGGAAAUUGAGUAUCCUGAAAAUGGCUUGUGCUGAAGCUGUUUAUGAAAUUUAG
Molecule: messenger RNA, 516 nt
Organism: Vicia villosa (hairy vetch)
Lineage: Eukaryota; Viridiplantae; Streptophyta; Magnoliopsida; Fabales; Fabaceae
Exons: 1
Coding region: 1-516 (171 amino acids)
Source: RefSeq, a predicted model, not a curated record